This is a messenger RNA of Scylla paramamosain (green mud crab), 1170 nucleotides long. RefSeq lists its product as uncharacterized. The record is from RefSeq and is a predicted model, not a curated record. NCBI's taxonomy places the organism in Eukaryota, Metazoa, Arthropoda, Malacostraca, Decapoda, Portunidae. The transcript has 5 exons. Bases 1 to 1170 code for a protein of 389 amino acids.
AUGCCAAGUGUGGAUAAUGUGGAUCACGUGUGGAAAUCUCCACACACCAUCACACAUCACAGCACCUCAAACAGCAACACUCGACAGCAUCACUCAGCACAGCAUCACACAGCAACACAUCACAGCAACACAACACAGUAUUACACCACAGCAUCACAACACAACACAACACAGCAACACAUCACAGCAACACAACACAGCAUUACACCACAGCAUCACAACACAACACAAUACAACACAGCCUCACAUCACAGCACCACAGCGCCCCGUCACACAACCAGCCACACAGCAUCACCCAUCAUUAUACAGACUGGAACCCCCGUAGUCUGUCCAGCUUCUCCACGUUCGGCGGGGGGCAGGGCUCCCCCACUCAAUGGUAUGAAUGGGCACGCGAAUGGCACCGUCCACGUCAACGGCACCAAUGGCGUGGGCGGCGGCGGCCUGGGCGUCGGCGGGGUGUCUGUGAAGGUGGCGGGCGGCAAGACAAACGGAGCAACCACAGUGACAGUGAACGGUUCCACUCCCCCUGACAUCCUGGACAGCCCCGAUGUCAUAGCGCACUGCCGCAAGAACGCAGCCCCCGUGCCUCCCUCCCCCACCCCCUCCGCGACCCACAGCCAGCCCCCGCCCCUCACCAAGCCCCAGAACAACCACUCCCCAGCCCUCACCAAGCCCAACGUGGCCCCCAACAAGCCGUGCCUAGCCCAGACCAAGCCGGCGCCAGCCUACAAGCCCAAUAUCAUGCAGAACAAGCCCGCCAAGCCCAACAAGCCCACCCUCAUCACCAACAACCCCGAGGCGGCGGCCCACGCGCCCAAGCCCCUGGGCAUGCCCGUGGCGCCGCCCAGCGUGGAGGGGAUCGUGCGGCCCAGGCACUACCACAGCAAGUCCCUGGUGGGCGACGAGCGGGAGGAGGCGGUGCUGGCCCCCAAGCACGCCCACUCCCGCUCCCUGGUGGACAGCGCGGAGCUCUUGCCGCCCAAGUCUCCUGAUGGGGGCAGGUUUGGGGCAAGGUCACCAGUCACCACACACGCCUCCCUUUCCCCGCAGCUCCCGGUGGCCGAGGUGCACCUGUUCCUGGGCCCUGCUGACCGCCGCUUCGGGUUCUCAGUGGUGGGCGGCAGGGACGAAGGAUUUCCGCCCAGGAUAGACGAGAUAGCCAAGGAUUAG